Letharia columbiana is the source of this 291-nucleotide messenger RNA. RefSeq lists its product as uncharacterized. Bases 1 to 291 code for a protein of 96 amino acids. Lineage: Eukaryota; Fungi; Ascomycota; Lecanoromycetes; Lecanorales; Parmeliaceae. The record is from RefSeq and is a predicted model, not a curated record. The transcript has a single exon.
AUGUACACAUGUUCUACGUGCCUCACCUUAACCUGCACCAAAUGCGGAGCUCUCAACCAUGAAAGCCUUGAUCCAACCAAUGCAAAAGUGCUAUACUUGGCGACAUCGAAGGAGAAAUUUGAUGCGAUGGAGUGCGCGCAGUGUGGGUCAACAACUCAGAGGUCGGAAGACUGCAACCACAUGGAGUGCAAAGCGAGUGGAGAACAAAUCUGCUAUAUGGACUCGGAGGUAUCUGUUUAUUUGACGGAAGAGUCUGAUAGCUUCUAUGAUACUGGAUAUGGUGAUCAUUGA